UAUCUACUUAUUCUAUCUAUUCUCUUCUCUUCUCUCUCCUACUCAAUAGCUCCAUGUCUUGCCAAAUAACAUUCACAUGUCUUUGUUUUUGGUGAAAAAAGAUCCACUAUUUCCAACUUUUUGCUAGAGGUUGCUUCUCCACUAAAAAUUUCCCCUCAUCAUCCACACACCAAACUAAUCUCUUACUGCGCUAAUGCUCUGAAACCUACGCUAGCUUUCGCAGCCACUCAUAAAUAGUUCGUUCGGAAGCUUGCCUCUUAUUUCCAAGCCUCAGCCGUCAUGAAUCCUGUAAUUCUCUUUCUUCUUUUAUCUUUGUUUACACAGUUUUCAGAAAUUGAGCCAGCAAGACCAAAACCCAAAUUGCCAGGGAAGCUGGUGCAUCCCAACCCCGAAAUCACUGUCAUGGGCUUUGUUUAUUGUGAUACGUGCUCCAACAACAGCUUCUCCAGACACAGCUACUUCUUGCCUGGUGCCGAAGUCAGAAUAGAUUGCGUUUUUAAGGCACUAUCAGCGAAAACUGAAGAACAGAUAUCAGUUUCAGUGAACAGAACAACAAAUAAGUAUGGGAUGUACAAGCUGGAAAUACCAUCAGUGGAUGGAGUGAGAUGCGCUGAAGAUUCUGAACUAGUGUCUUCCUGCAAGGCAAGUUUAAUAGGCAGCUCAUCCUCUGCAUGCAAUGUUCCUGGAUACAGAACCACUUCUGAUGAGAUAGCAAUCAAAGCAAGAAGAGCCAAUCUCUGCAUAUACAGUCUAAAUGCUUUGAAUUUCAGACCAACUAGAAGGGACAUCACCUUGUGCGGUAAUUGAAACUACGGAAGAGCUUGCACAAGUAGCCAGAGUACUAGCAUACUAGGUGACUUGUGUACCCUUUCCAAGAAACCUAAAACCCAUAUAUAUGCUGGUCUCUCUUUUAAUUAGCCCAUCAUAAGGGCAUAUACUUCUCUUUUCUUCUCUUCUGUUUUCUUACUUACUUGCUUGGCUCUGGAGUUUGUGUGCAAAUCAAAGAAGAAAAGUUGGUUUAGGUCCUUGUUUAAAUGCAUCAGAUGUAUAUAGAAUCUCUCUGUCUGUCUGUGUGUCUGUCUGUCUGUCUCAUGAAACUGUAAAGAACAAGCAACUUGUUCGACAAAGUGCUUAUGUUUUUCGAGGGGGUUGCAGUUACAGAAAAGAGAAAGAAAUUGUUCUA
Molecule: messenger RNA, 1183 nt
Organism: Prosopis cineraria
Lineage: Eukaryota; Viridiplantae; Streptophyta; Magnoliopsida; Fabales; Fabaceae
Product: major pollen allergen Ole e 1-like
Exons: 2
Coding region: 280-807 (175 amino acids)
Source: RefSeq, a predicted model, not a curated record